AUGGCUAAUUUCAAGUUUGGACGUUGUAAUAUUUGCAAUUUACGUUUACUUCGUGAAAAUGUUUGUACUUUAAGGACUUGUAAUCGUAAUCAUCAAUACCAUGUAAAGUGUAUUACAAAUUGGAUUUCUGAAGGGUGUCAACAAUGUCCUCGAUGCCGAGUUCAUGCUACUUUGGAUGAUAUUAAACCGCUUCAUGUUGAACAAGCCGAUAACGAUGAUGGCGAUUCUGAUAAUGAAUUGACUCAAAGUACAAGUAAUAUGACUAUACAAGAUCCGGCUCCAAUGGAAAGCUACAAAAUCAAUGUUAUUAUUAAGGAUUUGAAUAACGUCAAAAUUACUAUUAAUGAUAUUGAGGCAAAUAUUACAGUUCCGGAAUUAAAACGAAGAAUUGAACAAGCAAAUAAUACACCUGUUGAACAACAACGUUUAAGAUAA
Molecule: messenger RNA, 435 nt
Organism: Meloidogyne enterolobii
Lineage: Eukaryota; Metazoa; Nematoda; Chromadorea; Rhabditida; Meloidogynidae
Source: the annotation of a GenBank genome assembly